AACACAAUUGGCCCACUCUCGCUCUCAAUGUUACUCUUGUACCAAUGGCUCUCUUGGUGUUUGUGGUAUGCGCCUUAAAUGUCGGUCAAUGUAUUGCCGAAAUGUCAAAGGCAUUCUUUAGUAUCGGUGUAGAUUUAACGGAGAGAACAACUUAAUAUUAAGCAAAAACGAACGAAACAACUAAAUAGACUAUAAUUUAGGAAGAACAAUCAAAUAACUAUAAAUUGAGGAAAAAUGGGAUAAAUUGGAAAAUUUUGAAAGAAAAGAAAAUAACUACAAGAAGGAAAAUGUGUUAAAAAAAUGUGCAACAUAUCUGUGAAAUGAAUAAAAAUGUUGCCGAAGGCUAAUAAAAAAUGGGAAAAAGUGGUUGGGGUACCACAAUUUUAAUCGGUCAUCCUAAGAACAAAACGAAAAAAGUCUUUAGACACACACAUCCACACACGACGACGAAAAAGAAGUCCAAUAUUGGUGUUAAAAGGACAUUUUCAUGCCAAAGAAGGAACGAACAGAGAAACAAUCGUCAGCAAAAGGAAAGGGAUUUAAGAAUGUAGAACUUUUCAAGCAAAAAUUUAAGCAAGAAAUUCUGUGAUACGUCGGUCGGUCGGUCGGGCGGUCUAUGUGUGAAAUUCCAAGACCCAAGCAAGAAAAAAAAAGAGAAAUAGAUAUGUGACAAAAAUUUAAUAUUUAGAAAAAAAUACCAUAUGUACCGCUGUACUUAUUUGAGAAACACAUACCCAAGCAAUUGAAUGUAAUUAGAUAAAGGGGAAACCACCCCUCCACCCCCUAGUAAAAUAUAACUUUGUGCUUUAGUUUCAAACGAAUAACACCAAUUUUUGUAGUUCGUUAUAAUAUUUAAUAAACAAAAGACUAGAAUAAUUAAAGAAAAUAUAGACAUAGCUAUACAACAUACAUACCUACAUACAUAAGUUAGAGUAAAUAAUAUUUCGAUUGAAGUAACUAAAACUGGUCACGGGUAAAGAAUUGCAACAAAAACAACAGCCGAUAACCAUAACGAAUAAUCAUUUAGGGAAUUUAUUAAAACAAAUUUAAGUGAAAUAAACGCAAAAACAAUAGUUCAAUGUUAGUCCAAAUUUAAAUAAAAAAGUUCUACUCCCACAACGUGAAGUGUCAAAAAAAAAGUACAGACCACUAAUAAAUAGAAAAUCCAAUAGCCAAUUCCACAAUUCCAAAUCCAUAACUCUAUUACGCAUUAAAAUACUAAAAGGAUACCAAAAAACAAGAAAAGGAGCAGAAGAAGUCAACAUUAACCGCAAAAUAAAUAUAUUAUAGACUCCGAGAAAUACGCAUCACAAUAACAAUUUGAAUACAAAGAAGAAAAAUACUGCCAAAACAAAAAGAAAAUACCAUUGAAAUUUCCUCAAAACAAACUGUGUCAAAUAUUAGCUUUGGGUCCUUUUGUCAAUCGUUCUCGUCUCUCUCAUACCAUUUAUGUCACAAACUCUCAUACGCACAUUAUUUCCCUGCAAAGUGGUAGCUCUCAGUGGUCUCACAAUUCCAAAAACUUUCUCUCUCUCUCUUUUCUCUGAGUGUGAUUUGUGCUCUCAAUAAAAAUGCCAAUGGCUGUGUGUGACACUAAAACAAAACAAAAGAUUUAUGUCAACUAAAACACACAUGUACUCCAGAAAAAAAGGUAAACAAAACCAGAAAAGCUCUCAGCAUUGUUUCCCGCUCGCUUUCAGCAAUAAACAAACGGGAGAGAAAAUACAACAGAACUGUCAGAUUCGAGGGUAAACAAAACACUUAAAUAAAGUCAUCAUUAAUAAUUUAACAAUAAAUUAAAAAUUCUUUAUAAAUAAGGAAAACUCUCUCUCUCUUAACUUUCUCUCUGAAUAACAACAAUACAAUGUUCCAUGGACCAAAUAUAAUCCAAUAAAACAAAAAAAAAAAAAAAAACGAGUGAGAAUUUAACAAUGAAAUUUACAACAGUUAAUAAAUAAAAAAUAAAAAAAAAAAAUACAGACCUUAACAGUUCUUAAGUUCAAUUAAAGACAUAACACCAAUUUAAAUAUUUAACCGAAAAUUAUUGCAAACCGCGAAAAAGUAGAGAAUUCCAAAGUCAAAGAGGAAACGCAAAAAAAGGCCGCCAUUUGUUUACGAAUACACAAAGUAAAUGGAAUUUGUGCAAAAGCUUCUUCUUAAAGGAACUCCACUAAACUUAAAGCUUCUUUUACUGCUGAAAGCUUAACGAUAAGAAGGCAACACCAUAACAAGGACCAAAACCGGAAAAAGGAUGCUGACAACAACAAAAACAUAUACAACAACUACUUAAACUAAGAAAAGUCUAGCAAAGCUUUAGAACGAAAGCUCUGACAACAUUACUCGAAUUAACUUUCCUAUAAAUAAAAGCUUCUACUUCUACUACUGUUAAUAUAAAGACAAAAACAAAAUUCUAGAGAUUUUCGUAACGGAAACUCAAAAAAAACAAAAAAAUAAAAUACUCCCACCAUUUACUUUAAAACCAAAAACUAAUUAGGAAAAAUUUAAUUAAAUUUGAAUAUUUUUUAAGAAAACAUAUCUCCAAAAUUUAAUCUAAAUUAACGAAGCAAAAUUUGACAAAAGAAGCAAACAAACCAAAACACCAAAACAAUCAAUUAAUUUGAAAAAAAAAACAAAACUUUAAAAGUUUAUAAAACAAACUUUAGAAAAAUAACAAAAAACAACCAAAAACACCAAUCAAGCAACUAUCGAGACUAAUCUUAAAUUAAAAAAAAAUUAUAUAAAGAUAAAUUAACAAAAAACAACAACAACAUGUCACAAAUACCCGAUGAUGCCAGCAGCAUGAGCGAUGAUGUCUUCGAGGAUCCGGAGACCACCCAGAGACGUGUGGAGGAGGCCAGACGCCGCAAGGAACAAGAACAGGAACAGUAUAGCUAUACUCGCGGCUCCGGCUACUACGGCGAUGGGGCAUUGGCCUCCUCCGAAUACUGUCGAUCCCAGGCACCCUCCGGCUAUCCAGGCUAUAGGCCACCGAGAGAAGCUUUACAAAUGUAUGCCUUGGAGGACGCUGGCUAUACAAUAGAAGAUUACGACGAUGGCUGGCGUUCGUAUCAUUACGAUGAGGUGGGCAUGUUCCAGCAACCGGUUCAUCAUCAGCCACCCUUCGAUGAUACGGUGAAUCACAAGACUAUUCUACUGGGCGAUUCGGGGGUGGGAAAAACCUCAUUCCUUGUCAAAUACAAUACAGGAGAAUUUCGUCUGGGUUCGUUUUCAGCCACCGUGGGUAUUGCCUUAACGAAUAAAGUGGUGGUUGUGGAUGGCACCCGAGUGAAAUUGCAAAUUUGGGAUACAGCCGGCCAGGAACGUUUUCGCAGUGUUACUCAUGCUUAUUACAGAGAUGCUCAUGCUUUACUUCUGCUCUACGAUGUUACCAAUAAAACAACCUAUGAUAACAUCAGAGCCUGGUUAUGUGAAAUACGAGAUUGUGCCCAAGAAGAUGUGGUUAUUGUUCUCAUCGGCAACAAGGCGGAUUGCAGCAGCAGCGACCGGCAAGUGAAGCGGGAAGAUGGCGAGCGCUUGGCACGUGAACACAAUGUACCCUUUAUGGAGACAUCAGCCAAAACCGGGUUGAAUGUGGAAUUGGCAUUUCAAACUGUUGCCAGGCAACUGAAAAGUCGCGGCUAUGACCAGGGUGAUGCGGGAAAAUUCAACGUACAUGACUUUGUCAGAGAUAAUACCAAGGCAAAAAGUAUAUGCGCUCAAUGUAAUUUUUAAACUAUUCCUGGAAUUUUAAGGAGAUAACAAAAAUUUCGUUCCGAAAGCAGAGCAGAGCAGAACAGCAAAAUUUUAAUCUGUGCUAAGGUUUCCCAACAAAAAACAACAACAACAAAAGCAGCAGCAAAAAAUAGAAAAUAAAUAUCCCAGAAAAUAAAAUAAUGAAGAUGAAACCAGAAUCCAAUCGCAAACAACCAACCAAAUUCCCACCCCAACCUCUAGAACUGAACCGACAAAAAAGAACAAAUGUGGAGCUGCUUUUUUUUUAAAUCUGACAUCUGUUAAUGCUUGGCAAUUGCCAUAAGAACCAAGAAAACCAACGUGGUAAUUUUUUGGCUUUAUUUUAAAAUGAAAAUUAUUUUUUCUUGUUUUAACCUGAAGGUAAAACCCCGACCAGUUGUUUUUUUUAUUGUUACUCUUCUCCAUUCAUUUGUUUUAACUUUUGAAGUUAUAUUUAAUUCUGUUUUUCUGUUGUUGUUUUCGUUGCUGUUUUGUUUUUGGUAAAGACAUUUUGAUUUUGUACUUCUCCCAACCUGGAGGCUUCACACAACAACAGCCAGCCGUUUGCAUCCUGGAGCCUUAAUUCAUGAAUUUUUUGUUUUUUUGGCAAACGGAGAUAAAGAAGAAGAGGCAACAAAGAAACUCUACAAAUGAAUUGUUUUUUGUUAUUUAUAGCCCGGCCACCUGGAAUAGUAGUUUGAGUUAAGGCUCGUGUGCGUUCUCUGUUUUUUUUUUAUACCCUCCACCAUACUACGGAGGGUAUAUUAAUUUUGUCAUUCCGUUUGUAACUCCUCGAAAUACUCAUGUCAGACCCAACAAAGUAUAUAUAUUCUUGAUCAGCGUAAAAUUCUAAGACGAUUUAGCUAUGCCGUCUGUCUGUGUGUCUGUCUGUCUGCCUAUCUGUCUGUCCGUCUGUCUGUUGUAAUCACGCUAUCUUUCGAACAAAUUGAGAUAGAAGGCU
Molecule: messenger RNA, 4693 nt
Organism: Musca domestica (house fly)
Lineage: Eukaryota; Metazoa; Arthropoda; Insecta; Diptera; Muscidae
Product: ras-related protein Rab-26-like
Exons: 7
Coding region: 2770-3732 (320 amino acids)
Cellular component (GO): Golgi apparatus; endosome
Molecular function (GO): GTP binding; GTPase activity
Source: RefSeq, a predicted model, not a curated record